AUGCUCAUCACGUACUUGAUCAAGGGCAUCGUGUUCUGCCAGGGCGUGCACAGAUCCCUCGAAGGGGCCAGGGCGGACGAGAAGGGCAAUCGCGCAUGGGCGAUAUGGGCUUCAAUAGUUGGCUGUACUAUUACCCUGACAUGGUUCACGGCCAACCUAGUGCCAUUCUUCAACGACCUCGUCGACCUUUUAGGGGCCUCGCUGACCCCUUUCUGUUGCUGGAUAGUACCAAUUGGCUUGUACGUGUCCACGGUCGCCAGUGGCGGGCUCAAGGACCGACAGAUCUAUCGGACUGGCGGAGUGGACGGUCAUCGGGCUGGAGCUGCUGCUGUCCGUCGUGCUCAUGGUCGCUG
Prorocentrum cordatum is the source of this 353-nucleotide messenger RNA. The record is from the annotation of a GenBank genome assembly. Lineage: Eukaryota; Dinophyceae; Prorocentrales; Prorocentraceae.